Acanthochromis polyacanthus (spiny chromis) is the source of this 4035-nucleotide messenger RNA. RefSeq names its product noelin-like. Gene Ontology annotation, biological process: signal transduction. Lineage: Eukaryota; Metazoa; Chordata; Actinopteri; Pomacentridae. The coding region runs from base 251 to 1615 and encodes 454 amino acids. The record is from RefSeq and is a predicted model, not a curated record. The transcript is spliced from 6 exons.
ACUCUCUCUCUGAGCUGGAGGAUCUUGUUUCCACUCGGCUGAUUUUUGGCGUUGCAUCAGAGAAGAAGAAGGAGGAGGAGGAGGAGCAGAGCGAAGAGCAGAGAGAGGGAGACGGUCGCAGAGAGCAGAUAACCAGCAGCUUUAGAACCGGUUAACCAGCAGCUUUAGAACCAGUUAACCAGCAGCUUUAGAACCAGUUAACCAGCAGCUGAAUCGACAGUUAACCAGGAGCUGUGAAUGUUUGGAUCAGAUGGAGUCUGAGGAGAAUCUGCUCAACGCUUAUCUGCUGCUGCUGCUAAUCGGAUCCCACUUCACUCUGGUGGGUCCUUCUACCCCUGAGGAGGGCUGGCAGGUGUACAGUUCAGCUCAGGACUCUGAAGGUCGCUGUGUUUGUACAGUGGUGGCCCCGCAGCAGACUGUCUGCUCCAGAGAUGCUCGAACCAAACAGCUGCGACAGCUGCUGGAAAAGGUGCAGAACAUGAGUCAGUCCAUCGAGGUUCUGGAUCAGCGCACUCAGAGAGAUCUGCAGUUUGUGGAGAAGAUGGAAGUUCAACUCAAAGGUCUGGAAAACAAAUUCAAACAGGUGGAGGAUGGACAUGAGACCAACAUCGCCAGACAGUACAGGUCUAUCAAAGCCAAGAUGGAGGAGCUACGUCCACUCAUCCCAGUCCUGGAGGCGUACAAGGCGGAUGCUCUGCUGGUCCGACAGUUCAAAGAAGAGGCAGCGAAUGUGACGGAACUGCUGGGAAUGCUGCAGGAACAAAUGGGGGGUCUGGACUACCAGGAGCUCCACAGCCGAGUGAUGAGCCUGGAGGACCGGCUGAGGGCCUGCAUGCAGAGACUCGCUUGUGGGAAGCUGACGGGAAUCUCUGAGCCAAUCACCAUCAAGACAUCUGGGUCCAGGUUUGGAUCAUGGAUGACGGAUCCACUCGCUCCGGCUGGAGACAACAGAGUGUGGUACAUGGAUGGUUACCAUAACAAUCGCUUUGUUCGGGAGUAUCAGUCGAUGUACGACUUUAUGAUGACAGAUAACUUUACGUCUCACCGUCUGCCUCACCCCUGGUCUGGUACCGGACAGGUGGUUUAUAACGGAUCCAUUUACUUCAACAAGUUUCAGAGUCACACCAUCAUCAAGUUCGACUUCGGCACGUCGCUCAUCAGCCGCUCGCGGCAGCUCGACUUCGCCGGUUACAACAACAUGUACCAUUAUUCCUGGGGGGGGCACUCUGACAUUGACCUCAUGGUGGACGAAGGCGGGCUCUGGGCCGUCUACGCUACCAAUCAGAAUGCUGGGAACAUUGUCCUCAGCCAGUUAAACCCAAACACUCUGCAGAUCAUCCGCAGCUGGAUGACCAACCAUCCAAAACGCAGUGCCGGUGAGGCGUUCAUGAUCUGCGGAACCCUGUACGUCACCAACGGGUACUCAGGUGGAACCAAAGUGUACUAUGCCUACUCCACCAACUCCUCCACUUACGAAUACAUCGACAUUCCUCUGACCAAUAAAUACAGCCACCUGUCCAUGCUUGACUACAACCCUCGAGACAGAGCGCUUUAUGCCUGGAACAACGGCCACCAAGUGCUCUACAACGUCACGCUGUACCACAUAAUCCAGUAACAUGAAGUAAACACAGAAUAACGUUACUAACACACCAUGUCUAAAUGACAGCAACACAUGCUGUCAUUUUAAAUAUUAGAUUUAAAGAAUGAAUAUGGCACUGAAGAGUGAACACAAACCCCUUAAUUAGUUGUACACUAUCAGAUCAUACACUAUAUUACACAAUGAAACAAUAUCUUUUAUAUACAAUAAAUCCUAAUGUUCUCUGGCUUUCAGAGAGUCAGACGUGGAAAAGAUAUGAGGUUAAUUUCUGUGCUUCCAGGACAGACAGAGGUUUUUCAACAAAAUGGAGAAACAGCUAGCUAAGGGUUUGGCUAACUUUAACUCUAUCUGAAAAAAUCCAUCCUCCAAGAACUUCACCAUGUUUCUCAAACGGUGUCCUGGAGAGCAGCAAAGAGUUAGAACUGGAAGUCAGUCCACUAUUAAACCGUAGACCUGCAGCUCUUAUGGGUUUUCUUUUGAUAGAUUCCUUCCUGCUUGCUUUCCCAUUUGUGUCUCUUUUAGUAUUCAUGUACUUUUCUGAUAUUUCCUGUUUUAUUUUGGAAUCACCUUCCCUUGUGCAUUGCUUGUGUUUUUACUUCCUGGAUUUGUCUGUUUCCCUCCUAUUUUGGUUGCCCCCGUGAGCUUCAGCUGUGUCUGUCUUCCCAAUCAUUUGUCUUUAGAAAUGUUCACUUCCUGUGUUUCAGCCUGACUGCUUCCUUCCUCCACAGGUUUGGUUUUUGUGUGUUUUUUUUUUAAAUUUGUUGCUUUUCUCCUGACUUUUUCUUUUAGAGAAUCACUUGGAUUUUUGGUUUGUGUUUUUCCUGGCCCUUCAGUGGCUCUUUAGUUUGCUCUCCUGCCAGACAUUGUUCCAGCUGUUCAGGUUUAAUUGAAGCUUGUUGGACAGUAGAGUUUGCAGUCCAUCCUGCUGUCAGUCUGUGGUCCAAACAGCAGAGUUAGAACCAGGAGAUGCCGUUUGCUUGUUCAGCCAAGAGCUCCCAAAGGAACUGCUGCUAAAGCCGCGGUGUCUUUCCACAUGAACAUUCCUCCAUCAGUUCAGUCAGAAGCUAACCCGAACCUUCUGUUUGUAGAAACUUGUUGGACCUCUCUCGGUGCUGGAAUGUUUCACAAAGCACUGGACUGUUAACUUGUGUCUUUGACUGAUUUUACUAAUGAAUGUUUUUUUAGAUCAGUAACUGAUGUAUUGAACACAAAUGCACUUCAAACUGAAACCACAUGCUGAUACAAUCAUAGAAAUUAAACUUUGUCUUUCACAGUCAGAGACACCACCAUGGUGAAAUUAUUUACACUGAAAAAUACAUCACAUGUUUUGUGAUAGAUUUUUUCCACUAUUGAAAAUCUUUUCUGACUUUAUGAAACUAGACGUACUGUUUGUACUCUAAUUCUUUUCUUACCGUUGUGUAAAAUACAGCAAUACAAAAUGUUUGUUUCUCUUCCUUCGGUUCUAAAUGGAUUGUUUUUGCUUGAGCAGAUGUUACAUGUGAUCUUUCUCUCCUUCAUUUUAUCUAGAAUUAAGUCUAAAUUCAUCCCGUUGUUGGCUCUUACAGCUGGUUAAAGUCAGUUUUAAAGUGAAGUUUAGCCAUUUAGAAUAGGAGCUGUGUGUUGGUGUGUUUGGUGCCUGAUGGUUACCUACAACUGUUGAGUAAUUGUGCAUGGCUUCACUGAGCUGCUGCUCCAUUAAAGCUCAUGUCAGAGUCCUUUAAGUUGCAGAAUGCAAUUGUAGUUCAACACGCUUUUUGUCAGUUUCCAGUAAUAUUUGUACACAUGCUAACUCUCUAAAUAUGUUAACUAGCUAAACAUCAACCGUUCUUCUGCAGAAUGACAGGCUCCACGUCAAACUCUAAGAGCUUCCUUCGACAUCAGAAGUGUCUUCUACCGUGUGGUUUCUCAGACAGGAUGAAUGAAGAACAACUUCUGAGAGACCAGUCAGUGGAAACACGUUAGAAAUGUUCUUCUCUGCAGGUUCUGUUCAAACUCUGUCAGCCACAAAGGAGCUCAGAGAUUCUUCUUUGUUCUGGCAUCUCUCUUCUUUUGCUGUCAGUGUAUCUUCUAUGUGACUGUGGGAAUAAGAGUGGAGUGUUGUACAUCAUUUUAAUAAUUAACUGAAGGUUUUCAUUAUAAUAGCUUGCUUGUUUGUUUUCUAUGGCAAGAGAUUUCUACUAUAUUUCAUUCAGACUUUGGUUUUACUGUGGCGUAAGUAAGGAGAUGUUUUUAUUCAACAGACUGCAUGUAAAAUGUAGAAGGAUUGCUCAGUUAUUAUGACCAAUGGCCUUAAUAAUUGCAGUGUUUUGGAUUCCUCACCCAUCUUUUUUUUAAAUAAAAAUAAAACUCAGAGGCUUAAUUUGAUAGCAUUUGCAUGAAAGGGAUGUUGGUGGGAAACACUGUUAAAAAUGCAUAUUAAAACAAUGUUUUCUAGCUCA